This is a messenger RNA of Planococcus citri (citrus mealybug), 2912 nucleotides long. RefSeq names its product zinc finger protein 665-like. The transcript is spliced from 5 exons. The coding region runs from base 222 to 2552 and encodes 776 amino acids. Lineage: Eukaryota; Metazoa; Arthropoda; Insecta; Hemiptera; Pseudococcidae. Gene Ontology annotation, molecular function: DNA-binding transcription activator activity, RNA polymerase II-specific; RNA polymerase II cis-regulatory region sequence-specific DNA binding. Gene Ontology annotation, biological process: regulation of transcription by RNA polymerase II. Gene Ontology annotation, cellular component: nucleus. The record is from RefSeq and is a predicted model, not a curated record.
AAAAAUUAAUUGAAAACAAAAAUGGAUGCGCGUGCAUUUUAUUUAUGAUGUUUGAUAAGAGUUUUGAAUAAUUAAUCUUCCAAUAAUUUAUGAUUAUUUGAUGCAAAUUGAAUGAUUUUUUGUCGCAAUAACUAUUAAUUGCGGGAACAAUUAAUAAACGUGCAAUUCGAAUGCAAACACGAUCAAAUGAACGCUUGACAACCUGAGUUAAUGAGAUUAUUAUGCAUUUAACCCUUGACAACAAAGACAUGGCAACCUCCAACGUCGCAUAUUCGCUUAAUCAAGAGUCACUUGUGAACCAAAAUGAUACUAAUAAAUCUAAUUCUAUAUCCAGUCUGAAUUCUGGAAACAAUCACUCGAAUGUUGAACAUUUUGACGAUACCUAUGUGAAAAGAUUUCACGACAAUGUCGGAUAUAGUUUUCUUAUUCCUCCGCUACAGGGUAAUCAAGAUGAUUCUCUAACUGGCGUGAGCUUAGAAGCAAUUUCAAAAGUGAUGGGUACAAACUGCAGCGUUACUACAAUACCGGAAAGCCAGUUUCAUAUGAUAGUUAAAAUGAACCCUAACCUUUUAGACGAGCAUCCGUAUCAAACAACUUACGUCUUACAAGAAGACAUUAGCAAUAUACCGAUACACGAUAUACAAAUACCUGCGACUUAUUCGCCCAAAUCCAGCGAUCCAUUGAAAGACGAUUUCAAGCCGACAGAAAAACUACAGAACAAUAAACCGUUGCCUUUAAUCGAUAUGCUUCCCAAUUGUUCCGAUUUACCACCUCAUGUUCACUUGAACGGUCAUCAUCAUAACAACAACGUAUCAAACGAGCCUCGUAAUCAAAGUACGGACGGACGAACAAACGAAUUACAGUGUCACGAAUGUGGCAAACAUUUCGCCAAUAAGCAUAAUUUAAAAGUACACAUGUACAUUCACACUGGCGAAAAAAGAGAAAAAUCGUAUUGUCCAACUUGUAAAAAAGGAUUCGUGAAACCUUGCGAUUUACGCCGUCAUAUGGUCAUACAUUCCGGUAUAAAACCGUUCGAUUGUAAAGAAUGCGGUAUGACUUUUGCGAACCCAUCAACGUUGAAGCAGCACGCUCGUACUCAUUCGGAUAAAAAAAACCACAAUUGCGCCCAAUGCGGUAAACUAUUCACUUCGAAUUACUCUCUGCAACGGCAUUUGAUUAGUCAUCGAAAUACACCGUUGUUCAAAUGUGACAAAUGCGACGCUACUUUGAAUUCGAAAUACGAUUUGAAAAUACACACGAUGAAACAUAACGGAGCUUUACCGUAUCCUUGCUCGGUGUGUAGUAAAAGUUUCGGCAAACCGUCGGAUUUGAGUCGACAUUUCGUCGUUCAUACCGGAGAACGGCCGUUUCAGUGUAAUUUAUGCGAUAGCACGUUCACCAAUUCUAGUAACCUGCGUAUGCAUCUAAUAACUCAUUGUAAAGUGAAACCUCAUCCUUGUAACAUGUGCGAUAAAUCGUUCCGUCGACCUAGCGAUCUUGAAAGACAUCGUUUAACUCAUACCGGCGAACGUCCGUUCAUUUGUCGUAUUUGUAAAAUGGCAUUCACGACGAAUUAUAAUUUGAAAAUCCACGUUCUCAAACACACCGGUGGUCUUCCAUAUCCUUGUACGUUGUGUGACAAAUCAUUCAGUAAACCUUCCGAAUUACAACGCCAUACCUUAGUGCACUCUGGCGAACGACCGUUCCGCUGCGAUCAGUGUUCGAUGAGCUUUACAAACGCUAGCAACCUAAAAUCACACGGAUUGACGCACAGUGGUAAAAAACCGUACGCUUGUAAAGCCUGCGGUAAAACAUUCAGCAGACCUUCGGACGUAAAACGUCAUCUUCUAACGCACAUGGGAGCUAGACCUUUCGCCUGCUCCGUAUGCGGUAUGGCAUUCUCCGAUUCAUCCAAUCUGAAAAAACAUGCUCUCGCUCACGCUAAAGGCAAUACCGAAAAAGACGAGAAAGAUGGCAAUUUAACAUUCCUGAAUCAUUGUAACGCUUGUUCGACUGUAUUUACUUCCGUUGAAGAAGUGCAAAGACACAUGUUGAAUCAAUGCCCCGCUGCAAAUCCUGCUCUAGAUUCGUUCACGUUUCUCAAAGAAGAAUCCGCUCCUAGUACCAAGUCAGCCUACAACUGUGUUGUUUGCGGUGCUGAAUUCGCACACGCUAUUACCUUACAAGAGCACGCUGUCGAACAUGCGAAUGCUUUGAGCUCGUGCCGAUGUGAUAUAUGCGAUAAAACUUUCAUCCAAGAAUCGUAUCUCAAGAUGCAUAUGGCCACGCAUACCGAACUAAGACCACACGGGUGCGAUAUAUGUGGUAAAGCUUUCAAGAGUUUGUCUCAUCUGAAAAAUCACAUCUCCAUACAUUCGGGAAUUAAACCGUAUUCUUGCACCACUUGUGGUAAAACUUUCUUAAAGCAUUCUUCGUUGAGACGCCAUCAAACCAUUCACGAUCGCGUUAAUCCGGUCGUUUGUACUACUUGCAAUAAAACUUUCCUCAAUCAAGAAUACCUCAGGAAGCACAGUGUAACGCAUCCUACGUAAUUCAAUUCCCAAUGUAAAAGUGAUAACUUAAAUGUAAGCUUAGUUUAUCUUUUAAUAUUAUAAAAAGUUACCAAAUGCCAUUUGGACGGAUAAUUUCAAGUGUGAUUGUAUCGUUUGUGUAGGAUUUUUUAAAAAGGUUGUAUGUACAAAAUAAGCUCAUUUUUUUGUUUAAGUAAUCGUAUGCCAUAUAAAUGAUUGUAAGUUAUAACUAUUUUUAUUCAUUCGUUUGACGUGUCUAGACAGGGAUUUAGUAAUAAUAAUUAUUUACUUAAUUAUAAAAUAUUCUUGUUAUUGUAAUUUUUUCACGAUAAGAAAAAUCGAUUUCUAUGGUACCUGUUUAAAAUAAACCAUUAUUUCAUC